CCCCCCCCAACUAAUAUUCCUAACUACGCCCAUGACAAAAUAUAUAUAAUUUGUCAUGGCUACGCCACUGCUAUCUAAUAUUACUUAUUAUUAUAAUAAUAAUUAUAUCUUAUUAUUAUAUACAAGCAAAUUUUUACUAAAUUUUAAUUAAUUUUAUUUGUGUAUAACUUAUUUUGCAUUAUAUGUUUUUGUAUAACAUAUUAAUAUGUGUGAUGCGAGUAUGUGACAUGAAAUACCCGCCAAAUGAUAUAUUUGAAAUUUUGUAUCACAUUAAUUAUCGUAUUGUAUUAUGAUAACACAACAGAGUCCACCACAGAUAUAUCUAAAAUAUAUAUAUUCAAAUAAUAACGUUAUUUAUCAAGUCUUAUUCAUUACCCUUACCUUAUAAGUCCUUUGAAAAUUUUGAUUAAAACUACUUAGCAAAAAAUACAGAAUAAUAUACACUCAUUAAGUAAAUAUUUUGAUGAUAUUAUUGUUUAAACAACCUUAUUUAACUGGCUAAUAACAAAUAUUAGGAACAUGGCAACCUUAUUUAAGUGAAUUCAAUUAUUUAGCUAGCCGUUAAAAUAAAAAUGGACAUAAACAAAUCUUGUUACAUUACAAUUGAAGAAGAUAUCGAAAUAAAGAAUAAAAAAAAAAUGUACUCGUAUACAGAAAUACGGAAUUUAAUGUUACUUUCAAUUGUAGUAUUAUCAUUAAUAACAAUAAUACUAUAUAUUAUCCAAUUAGAAGAUCGUAAAUAUCAACAGAUGCCGGGAUGGAAAGACGAAGGCCGUAACUCAAGUAAUAUUGAGUCCAACGGAGGAAGUCUGAAUCAUCUUUUAACAAUCAUACAAAAAUCUAUCUCGACAGACCCCGGCCCCUCAGCAAUAAAAAAUAGCUACAAUCUAAUAAUUAAUAAUAAUUAUUACAACGGUACAUAGUUUACAACACCCAGCCAUGAAUUUUAAUAAACGUUUAAUAAACUGAUUUUUGCACACUGGGGCUUCUAUUCGUUUCAGCCAUGAAUACGAGUAUUAUUAUUAUUAUUAUUAUUAUUAUUAUGAUUAUGAUUAAUCGUGGACUUUGUUGAAUUUAUUAUGUUAUUUUUUAUUUCUGGUGUACGGGGUCUGUCGAAAUAAAUUUUUGUAAUUUUUGUAAUUUUUAGAA
Messenger RNA from Aphis gossypii (cotton aphid), 1149 nucleotides. RefSeq lists its product as uncharacterized. The coding region runs from base 573 to 923 and encodes 116 amino acids. The transcript has 3 exons. The record is from RefSeq and is a predicted model, not a curated record. Lineage: Eukaryota; Metazoa; Arthropoda; Insecta; Hemiptera; Aphididae.